GAGCUGCGGGCUGGAGUACACGCUACUACCCGCAUGGGACGCAGACAUGGACGGCAAUCGUCGGCACUAUGAGCGAUGUGAGUCACGUCUUUCAAGUUCGGUUCUGGCGUACCCCUAUUCUCCCCACUGCCUUUGCGAGGCAGGCUGCAUGUUCAGCAACAAUGUUCUGACGUCCCGUCGUCUCCCUCUCCGUGGGUUGUUAUGUUGGUAGCUCGCCUCGAUACAUUGGUCACCAUGCUCUUUUGGCUCGCCUUCAUCGGCGCGCUCUUCAUGAUCAUUCGCUCGUUCCUCACAACUGCUGGGCUCCUCAGUCCAUCCGCCGCCAGUGGGGGUGGAAGACCUGGGGGCAACGGUGGUGGCAGAGGAAGUGGAGGAUGGUUCCCUGGAGGCGGAGGUAGCGGCGGACCGUCACAUCAUUCCUCGAAUCCGCCACCUCCUUACACCAAAUACGAGCAGCAGAACAAUCCACCAAGCCAUCCGGGGCAAGAAGGCACAGGGCCUGGGGCCGAGGGUGGCUGGUGGCGCCCCGGCUUCUUGACUGGUCUUGGUCUCGGCGGGAUUGGUGCGAGUCUGUAUGCGUCCGCCGCGCGGGAAAGGGAGCGCAGGCGGCAGGCGAGCUGGGAUUGGGAUCGCGGCGGAAGGUCGUAUGGUGGUCCAGGCUGGGGAGCCGCGACGGGUUUCGGCGGAGGGGACAGCUAUUGGCCAGGCUCUAAUCGAGGCGCGGGAAUAUUCGAUACAGACGGCUUUGGGCGCGGUCCUGGUAGAUUCACGGGAGGGGGAGAUGAGCCUGGACCAAGUAGACGUAGCUCGUCCAGAGAGGAUAUGAGGACUAGCACUGGCUUUGGCGGCACGAGCUUCAGGUAGAUCGAGCGUCCGAAUGUAUACACUGU
This is a messenger RNA of Tilletiaria anomala UBC 951, 890 nucleotides long. RefSeq lists its product as uncharacterized. The coding region runs from base 235 to 864 and encodes 209 amino acids. Gene Ontology annotation, cellular component: endoplasmic reticulum membrane. Lineage: Eukaryota; Fungi; Basidiomycota; Exobasidiomycetes; Georgefischeriales; Tilletiariaceae. The transcript has a single exon. Gene Ontology annotation, biological process: regulation of store-operated calcium entry. The record is from RefSeq and is a predicted model, not a curated record.